This is a messenger RNA of Siniperca chuatsi (mandarin fish), 2304 nucleotides long. It is a transcript of the gene sec14l7, whose product is annotated as SEC14-like lipid binding 7. NCBI's taxonomy places the organism in Eukaryota, Metazoa, Chordata, Actinopteri, Centrarchiformes, Sinipercidae. Bases 224 to 1342 code for a protein of 372 amino acids. Gene Ontology annotation, cellular component: cytoplasm. The record is from RefSeq and is a predicted model, not a curated record. The transcript is spliced from 12 exons.
GCAACAUAACACAGGAGACAUGAGCGGACGAGUCGGAGACUUGAGCCCAAAGCAGGCUGAAAUCUUAACUGAGUUUCGGGGGAGGAUCCAGGACAUCCUCCCCAACCUGCCUGCACAGCACGACCACUACCUCCUCCGCUGGCUCAGAGGUGAGACCGGCAGCCCUCCGCUGAAACCUGGACAGGGAGCGUUUAGUGUUUAGCAUUUUCUCUGUGUGGGUACAAUGCUGGCAAAACAACAAUCACACAGCCGUCCAGCCCGAAGCUUCAGCGUUCAGAAAGCUGAAGCCAUGGUCAGAAAGCACCUGGAGUUCAGGAGGAAGAUGAACGUAGAUACCAUCAUAUGUGACUGGAAACCUCCAGAGGUGAUCGAGAAGUACGUGUCUGGAGGGAUGUGUGGAUACGACCGAGAGGGAAGUCCCAUCUGGUACGACGUCAUCGGCCCUCUGGAUCCCAAAGGUCUGCUGCUGUCCGCCACCAAACAGGACUUCAUGAAGACAAAGAUCAGACACGCAGAGAUGCUGCAGCGGGAGUGUCGGAGGCAGUCUGAGAAGUUGGGGAAGAACGUUGAAGCCAUCACUCUGAUCUAUGACUGUGAAGGACUCGGACUGAAACACAUUUGGAAACCUGCCAUUGAGGCCUAUGGAGAGAUCCUCACCAUGUUUGAGGAGAACUAUCCAGAGGGGCUGAAAAGAGUGUUUCUUAUCAAAGCUCCCAAAAUGUUUCCUAUGGCCUACAACCUAAUCAAACACUUUCUGUGUGAGGAAACACGACGUAAGAUCAUCGUUUUAGGAGGUGACUGGCAAGAAGUGUUAUGUAAACAUAUUGACCCAGAGCAGCUUCCUGUGGUGUACGGAGGGACCCUGACUGACCCUGAUGGAGACCCUCGCUGCAGAACCAUGAUCAACUACGGCGGUACAGUGUCCAGGUCGUACUAUGUUCGGGAGUCGGUGAAGGUUCAGUACGACAGCAGUGUGACCAUCAGCCGCGGCUCGAUCUUCCAGCUGGAAUAUGAUGUUACAGCACCGAGCAGCCUUCUGAGGUGGCAGUUUGCCAGCGACGGAGCAGAUAUCGGGUUCGGAGUGUACAGACGGACCAAAGAGGGUGGCGGUCAGAAAGUGGCUGAGAUGCUGCAGGUUCUGCCCAGCGAACGCUACAAUGCACACCUGGUCCCUGAAGACAGCUGCCUCACCUGCCCCGAGCCCGGAGUCUACGUGCUGUGUUUUGAUAACAGCUACAGUCUCCUGCAGUCCAAGAAGGUGAGCUACAAUGUCGAGGUUCUUCCUCCUCCAGAAGGACAGAUGCAGAGUCCAUGCAGCAGAGGAGACAGGAGGCUGCAGUGAGGACGUCCUCCCCUGAAAACACAGAUCCCUGUGUGACAGUGUUCACUGAGCGUCACCAAUCAUUGACAGCAAAAUCAAUGCUUUUGCACCAGGGCCGGAUCAACCCCCAGGGCAAAAAUGAGCUGCGGACACCUAGUAACACCGCCACCUCUCCCACUCUGUGCUUUGUGUAUGUAUUAGUUCGUAAUUAGUUUGUGGUAACUGGAUUAAAGAGUAACUUAACACCAGGCAGAAAAGCAGCGUUUCACAGCCCUCUCUGGCUGAAGGUUUCAUGCCUGUUUCACCUCCGACCACAAACAGCAUCGCUGAUGGUCAGGGGCCCCGGGGCCCGUCUAAUCCAGACGUGUUUUGCAUUGCGGUGUGUAAAGAUUUACAGUGUGUGACUGCGACAAUUCAGGACAACAAUGACAUGAAUAUUAUUUUGUAAGAACGUGUUUCGCCAGCAGUUCAACUGUACAAGCUCGGCGUUUAGUGUAGAAGGAUCACUUUCUAAAGCUUCGUCGCGUUUUUGUAAUUUCAUCUUCGGACUGUGAGAAGCCACAGCCACCUGACUGCAGUUGUUGUGUUUGUGCUUGAUAGCAGCUAAACUAACAAGAAGGACAACACAAAGGGAGCGAAGCUACUUUCUGAGGUCAUUUAUCAAGUGGAGUUCUGCGUCAGAUCGUCGCGUGUUUGAUAAUUUUACAAUUAUGCUGCUCAUAUUGUUGGACUUGGCCAUUUAUUAUUAGUCUGAGAACAACCAUAAUGUGUUGAAAUGACGGAUGUUGGUAAUAAUCUUGCGUGUGCUGUCUAAAUACACCCUUGAAAAACAUUAUAAAGUCAUUAUGAUGACAGAACUCAUGAAAUCAUGUAAACAAAAUAAUGUUUUUUUUAAUUUAUGAAGAAUCUUCAGUUACAUAUAGUUUGUAUGUUGAUGUUACUUGUAAUAAAAGCAGAACUUGUGUCUUGAAACUGAACAGAAA